Polychytrium aggregatum is the source of this 2781-nucleotide messenger RNA. RefSeq lists its product as uncharacterized. Gene Ontology annotation, cellular component: NuA4 histone acetyltransferase complex. Lineage: Eukaryota; Fungi; Chytridiomycota; Chytridiomycetes; Polychytriales. The record is from RefSeq and is a predicted model, not a curated record. Gene Ontology annotation, biological process: regulation of transcription by RNA polymerase II; chromatin remodeling. The coding region runs from base 111 to 2585 and encodes 824 amino acids. Gene Ontology annotation, molecular function: histone binding. The transcript is spliced from 10 exons.
GUCGUCGACCGAAUCAGGCACGGCCCCUCAAGGCGGUCGGUCAUCUCGCCUCAGCUCUCUGCGGAAUCAGGUUGCUCCCCCACCUUCGACAUUCAUGAGCGAGGACCUAUAUGCUCGCCGCGACGACGGGGUAUUCGUGCGGAUGCGACCGCUCCGACUUUGCCAACAUACAGGGCUUCUUGAACCACUGUCGCAUUGUGCACCAGCAAGAGUUUUCGGGCCACGCCGAGGCGGCGCGGAGAUGCGGCGUACCUGUGGACGACAGCGAAAUUCCGGCAAACCAUCCUGCGAGGCGAAUGCCUAUGCUUGCAGUCGAGUCUUGGAUGAGCUACGGCACCAAUGAGCAAGCAGAUGCCCUCAAGUUAAAGUCUCCCCCGCGGCCGGUCAAACCAGGAAUCAAGGAGUUUGACGAGAAUGUCGAUCUGGACACCGAAGACCAAUCGCCAAUAGGAGCAAGUCUGAGAAAGUGGAGAGCCAGUAUAAAGGCAGCUCCAGGCAGCAAGUUCGAGCCUGAAUCAGUCCCAGAUGUGUCCGGGGCUAGUGACCCGUCGAGCAUGGACUGGGAGCCCCACAAGGAGGACGCCGGGGCUACGGCAAACGAACCCCAGGACCCAAACAAUCAUGGUGUAUCCGCGAAUGGAGCUAGCGAUCCGUUGAAUGCCAAUGCUGAGCAUGCAGGUCAUCUCGACGAUGCAGGCAGCAGUAACGAAUCAACGGCCGAUAUCGAGACCCCUCAAGCCGUCCAUGCUGACCCCGCGACAACAACAUCGAUGUCGACGGAGCCUACUGUCCGAAGCGAUAACAGUAUUGCGAAAGCUUUGACUCAGACAGGACUGAAUAGCAGAGAGUCGGUCCCGACCAGCAACCUAGCUGGCUUCAUUGCGCCGAGCGCAGAUCAGGAAGCGAGCUUGGAGGGGGCCGCUCGGACUAGUCAUGUCGGCGACCGGCAUCAAGAUGCGGGAGGAUCUCGAUUCUACAUCGAGCGCAAGAUCAUUGUUGGCAACAGCUCCAAGUUUAUUCCUCCGGAUACUCGCAAAGCCGACUUGGCCCGGUUUCAGUUCAAAUGGAUCGCGUAUCUGCGUGGCCCCAGAGAGGAUCCAGACAUAACUGCGUAUGUCAAAAAGGUGCGGUUUUAUCUCCACCCAGACUAUAAGCCCUACGACGUUGUCGAGAUCACCGAGCCGCCGUUUCGCCUGGUCCGAUAUGGCUGGGGCGAGUUCCCUAUCCGCCUUCAGAUCCACUUUCUCGACACGCGGAACAAGCCCCUCGAUAUCAUCCAUGUUCUCAAGUUCCAAACAACCGACCCUGAACUCCACGAAAAGACCUAUGACCUUGAGCUCGACAGAAACACAGUAUUCGAAGCACCCCGACCUGAGCGACCACGAACCCGAAGCGGCCCAGCUGCCGCCAGUGCCUCAGAUUCGACUGUCGACAUAUCGCAUGCCUUUGCGAUAUCGGAUCAGCUGCAACAGCUUCUCAGUCAACUCAUGCUGUCUAUCGAUGGCCCUGCCACCACCGGACCAGAAUCCAAGGACAUCCAACCUGCACAAGAGCAGCGACAGUGCGACCAGACAGAUGAGGCGAUAGCUCGACUUGGUCAGCCCGAUGCGGCCGCGGUGCUGCAGCAUCUCAAGGGAAUCGCGAAUACGCUGCCUGAUUCCAUCCAGAAGGAGGUCGGAGCCAUGUCGGUCGAAGUUCUUGAGAAAUGGCACGGCUCCAAGAGCCAGGAUAGCGAUGGGACACAGAUGGGGGCAGUGUCAGCGAACCGAGACAUCCGUUCAUGCAUUCUCGCCGAACUUGAAGAGUCCUGGGAUAUGCAAAGCCCCAGGGGCCAGGGAGGUGUUGCUCCGCUCUCGCCUUCCAGCCAACCCCUCAUCACCAAGAAAGCGGCGAUGACAUCGAUUUAUUGCUGUCUAUGUGGGAUGCCGCAUCCACGCUCAGAAUGCGCCAAACCACUCCCCGGUUUGCGAAAUGGCAAGGUCAGCAGCGUGACAAAGUUCGAGGAGCUGCUGCGACGUCUUCCCGUGCCCAAGGAAGAGGCCGAGACGCAUCUGGCACUACUGCACAAACCUGUGACCACGGGCGAUGCCUCGCCGAUACAGCGAGACGCUUACGAUCCGUCAUCGCCCCUAUCCGAGCAACACGACGAUCGCUCCGAGCAUCGACCCGACACGGCUCCGGUGUUUGCUUCAGACAAGUGCGCGGAUGACAAACAGCUUCAGUGGAUCUGGAGCGAGAUCCGGUCGCUUGGACUCCCGGUUCCCCAGAGUCGCCAAGACUAUGUCCAAGCCGGAACACUGGCAUUCGAGGUCACCAAGGCGUUUUUGCGCGAGCUGCUGGCAGCGAGCCUAUCUGAGUGCGAACUGGACGCGAAGCGUUAUUCAACUGCGUCUGAUCGAGUCCCAGGCAAAGAGAGAGCUGAACCGGAUCAGGCCCGUCGCUCCGAUGAAGCUCCCGUUGCUCCUGGUGAGGCAUCCAGGCGCAGUGCAAAGCGGAUGCUCGUUCCACUGCAUGUAUUUCGAGCACUGCACAGCCCGUCGCUCGAACAUCUGGAUUUCCUGACGAACCGACACAUGGGGAUAUAGCCGCGGGAAGACCGACUGGGGCACAUCGACAUUGACGUUACUAUUACAAUACAAGUCUCUGCGUCCAUGACGAUUGUUUGUGCAUGUAGAGGAGGAGUGCGGACGACCACCAGGAAGUGUGCAGUCGUGCUCGCAUAUCUGGGUUGAGUCAUCACAGAUACGACUUUUUGCCGUGAGAAAACCUGUCGCCAAGGUC